Cutaneotrichosporon oleaginosum is the source of this 1540-nucleotide messenger RNA. RefSeq lists its product as uncharacterized. NCBI's taxonomy places the organism in Eukaryota, Fungi, Basidiomycota, Tremellomycetes, Trichosporonales, Trichosporonaceae. Gene Ontology annotation, molecular function: pyridoxal phosphate binding. The record is from RefSeq and is a predicted model, not a curated record. Gene Ontology annotation, cellular component: cytoplasm.
AACGUAUCGGUGACAAGCUUGCCGGCUAUCGGUGACUUACAAGUCAAGAUCUCAAUCACGCCACGGAGCACGUCAUGGCGGCCGCCAUUCGGAAGCUCAACUAAUGUUGUCAGCAGGCGCCGACGCUGCACUUUCUGCAUCGUACAUUCACCAUGUCCGUGCUCCGCAACGCCCUCCGUCCUCUUUCGCGCGGGUAUGCGACCCAGGCCCCUCGCAUUGUCGAUGGCUUUGUCGGCGCCGUCGGCAACACGCCGUUGAUCCGCCUGAAGCACGCCUCUGACGAGGUCGGCGCCAACAUCUACGCCAAGGCCGAGUUCAUGUCGCCCGGCGGGUCGAUCAAGGACCGCGCGGCGCUCUACCUCGUCACGGAUGCCGAGGCGAAGGGGCAGCUGCGUGCGGGCGGCACGGUAGUCGAGGGCACGGCGGGCAACACGGGCAUCGGGCUAGCCCACGUCUGCCGCGCGCGCGGAUACAAGUGUGUCAUCUACAUGCCGGACACGCAGAGCCAGGAGAAGAUUGACCUGCUGCGGAUGCUGGGCGCUGACGUGCGCCCCGUCCCCGCCGUGGCGUUCGACAACGAGAUGAACUACAACCACCAGGCGCGGCGGUACGCCGAGUCGCUGGACAACGCGGUGUGGACGAACCAAUUCGACAACACGGCGAACCGGGGCGCACACAUUGUCUCGACGGGCCCCGAGAUCUGGGAGCAGACGGGCGGCAAGCUCGACGCGUUCGUGUGCGCGACCGGCACGGGCGGCACGCUCGCCGGCGUCACGCGCUACCUGGUCGAGAAGAGCGAGGGGCGCGUCGAGAGCUACCUCGCCGACCCGCCCGGCUCGGUGCUCUACAACCUCGUCGAGAACGGCAAGCUCGCGCGCGAGGGCACCGGCUCCAUCACUGAGGGGAUCGGGCAAGGCCGUGUCACCGACAACCUCAAGCCCGACCUCGAGCUGCUUUCUGGCGCCGUCCACGUCCCUGACGCCGAGAGUAUCCGCAUGGUCUACCGCCUCCUUGCCGAGGAGGGGCUUUACGUUGGCGCGUCAAGCGCCCUCAACGUCUGGGCGGCCCAGGAGAUCGCAAAGAAGAAGGGCAAGGGGUCUACCGUGGUCACCGUCAUCUGUGACGGCGCGUACCGCUACCAGGCGCGUCUCUUCAGCCGCGUGUGGCUCGAGUCGAAGGGUCUCCUUGAGGCUAUCCCAGAGAACCUCCGCUCGUUCAUCGUCCUUCCUUGAGCGAGCAGCAUGAUAGGCAGCAACAGCGUCGCAGUUCCUCGCCACAGGCGGUCGAGUGCGGCCACGACUCAUGAUCAGGUAUAGGUUGGCAUAUGCAUUGUUCGAUUCGACUCUCCGCCUCCCCUCGGGCUCCCGAGUCCCUAGGAACAUCUGCUGCCGAUUCACUCUCCGCGCCGUGCCUCGACAUCAGCUGCCCCGAGAUAUGAGUUCUGACCUUUCCGCUGAGAAAUCCACGCCCCUUCCCCUCAGCCGUCCAUGAUACAGUGCAUAGCAGACGUGAUUAGCACAUGUAUUAAUGCUACUCGGGA